AUGCCCCGCUCGCCAUCUCCUUCUCGCUCUCCUUCCCCUCGUCGCUCCUACACCCGCUCUCCCUCUCCCCGUCCCAGAAGCGACACCGUCGAUGACGCUCCCAUCUCCAAGAGAAAAAGAUCCCCAUCGCCUAACCCGCGAGACCGCCCUGCCUCGCCCCCUACCCGUCGCCGACGCUCCCAAUCGCCCCCUCGACGCCCAGAAUCCCAGGCGCUCGAUGCUCCUCGAGUAAAUGAUGUCGAUCCCGCCCGCCGUCGGGCUAGAGAACAAGCAUUGCUGGAGAAGGAAAUCAACCGAGAACUUGCCAAACCCAAUGACGAUGGCACGGUUGCAACCAGGCCGAAUGCGGACGAUGCUGCCAAGGCAGAGUUUGCCAAGCUCUUGGGAUCUAGAAGUGGUGGUGCCUACAUUCCCCCCGCGAGGCUGAGGGCGAUGCAAGCAGAGGCGGCAAAGGACAAGAAGAGUGCAGAAUACCAGCGAAUGAGUUGGGAUGCGCUGAAGAAGAGUAUCAAUGGUCUUAUCAACAAGGUCAACGUUGCCAACAUCAAGCAUGUUGUUCCCGAACUCUUUGGGGAAAAUCUCAUCCGGGGCAAAGGUCUUUUCGCGAGGUCUAUCAUGAGAGCCCAGGCUUCGUCUUUGCCAUUCACCCCUGUCUUUGCGGCUCUGGUAGCCAUCAUCAAUACCAAGCUGCCCCAGGUCGGCGAGCUUGUCUUGAUCAGGCUGAUCAGUCAGUUCCGACGAGCCUACAAGCGAAAUGACAAGCUUGUUUGCCACGCCACCUCCACCUUUAUCGCCCACCUCUGCAACCAAUACGUCGCUCACGAGAUUGUCGCUCUCCAAAUCCUCCUUCUCUGCCUGGACCGCCCCACCGACGAUUCUAUAGAGAUCGCCGUCGGCUUUAUGCGCGAGGUCGGCCUCUUCCUCUCGGAAGUGUCGCCCAAAGCCAACAACACCGUCUUUGAGAGAUUCAGGGCGGUCUUGCAUGAGGGCGAGAUCAGCAAGAGGUGUCAGUAUAUGAUUGAAGUGUUGUUCCAGGUCAGGAAGGACAAGUUUAUGGACAACCCUUCGGUACCUGAGGGUUUGGAUCUGGUUGAAGAGGAUGAGCAGAUUACGCACAAGAUUACGCUGGACGAUGAGCUCAAGGUGCUCGAGAGUCUGAAUUUGUUCAAGGCCGACCCCAAUUUUCUCCAAAAUGAGGAGCGUUACGCCGAGAUCAAGCGUGAAAUCUUGGGCGACUCUGACGAUGAAGAGUCUGGCGAGUCUGGUAGCGACGAGUCGGGCUCGGAGGAAGAUGAUGAAGACGAUGUCGCGCCGGAGAAGCAGGGUAUUCAGGAUAUGACCGAGACCAACUUGAUCAACCUCCGAAGGACGAUCUAUCUGACCAUCAUGAACUCGCUCAACUACGAAGAGGCUGUCCACAAGCUCAUGAAGAUCAACAUUCCUGAAGGGCGCGAAAUUGAGCUCUGCAACAUGAUUGUCGAGUGUUGCUCUCAAGAGCGAGCCUACUCGAACUUUUACGGGCUUAUCGGCGAGCGAUUUUGCAAGCUGAACCGAGUCUGGACAGACAGCUUCCAAGAGGCGUUUGAAAAAUACUACGACACCAUCCAUCGAUACGAGACCAACAAGCUGCGAAACAUCGCUCGAUUCUUCGGGCAUCUGCUGGCAUCGGACGCCAUCUCAUGGGCCGUCUUGCAAGUCGUGCAUAUGAACGAGGACGAGACCACCUCUUCCAGCCGUAUCUUUGUCAAAAUCAUGCUGCAGGAGAUGGUAGAGGAGCUCGGUGUCAACAAGGUCGCCGAGAGGUUCCGUAUCCCCGACUUCCGCCCCGCUUUCGCCGGCAUGUUUCCGAUGGACAAUCCCAAAAACACUCGAUUCUCCAUCAACUACUUUACGUCCAUCGGUAUGGGCAAGGUCACUGAAGAUAUGCGCGAGUAUCUCCAGAACGCGCCCAAGCUGCUUGCUGCCCAGCACGCGGCUAUGGCUGCAGAGGAGUCUUCUUCAGACUCGAGCUCUUCAUCCGACAGCUCCGACUCUGACUCUGAUUCGGACUCUGACUCUUCUUCGUCGAGUGAAUACUCGCGUCGCUCAAGGAGGCGCCGAUACUCUUCCGACUCGCGCUCUCCUCCCCGCCGUCGCAGAGACCAUUCGCGCUCUCCUUCCUACUCGCGUUCCCCCUCUCCUCCUCGACGCCGAUACGACUCGCGCUCCCCUCCCCCCCGUUCGCCCCGUUCGCCCCGUUCGCCCCCUCCUCGAAGGUCGACCGGCCGUGGCCGCUCGCCCUCCCCUUCGCGCUCAGUAAGCCGAUCCCCAAGCCCGGCGCCUAGGAGGAGGCGGAGAGACAGCUAUACGCCGUCCCCCAGUCCGCCUAGGAGGAGGGACUCGCCUCCUCCCCCGAGGCGAUUUGAGGAUGGUAGUAGGAGUAGAGGUGGGCGAGGGGGGUAUGGUGAAAGGGAAAGGGACAGCGGGUAUAGAAGGUGA
Messenger RNA from Cryptococcus wingfieldii CBS 7118, 2478 nucleotides. RefSeq names its product pre-mRNA-splicing factor CWC22. The transcript is spliced from 5 exons. Bases 1 to 2478 code for a protein of 825 amino acids. Lineage: Eukaryota; Fungi; Basidiomycota; Tremellomycetes; Tremellales; Cryptococcaceae. Gene Ontology annotation, biological process: mRNA splicing, via spliceosome. Gene Ontology annotation, cellular component: catalytic step 2 spliceosome. Gene Ontology annotation, molecular function: protein binding; RNA binding. The record is from RefSeq and is a predicted model, not a curated record.